CCCCCAAACAAGCCCAAAGAGAAGCAUCCCAAGCAAGCAAUAGCAUCAUCUCCACAGCCUAGGCUAGCUAGCAAGUGAUCGUUCGAUCAGUAGCCACUUAAGCUCUCAGCAAUGGCGCGUGCCUCCAACAGCUCCAACAAGCUGGCCUUGUUCCUGGCCCUAAACCUGGUCCUCCUGUCAGGCAGCGUCCACGGCUGCAGCUACUGCCCGACGCCGACGCCGGCGGUGCCGACGCCGCCGAUCGUGGUGCCGCCGCCGCCAUACAUUCCCCCAACGCCGGCGGUGCCGGUGCCAUCUGGGGGCGGCGGCGCGUGCCCGAUCGACACGCUGAAGCUGAGCGCUUGCGCCAGCGUGCUGAGCCUGCUGAAGCUCGGUCUGAACGUACCGGCCAGCGAGCAGUGCUGCCCGCUGCUGUCGGGGCUGGCCGAUUUGGACGCCGCCGUCUGCCUCUGCACUGCCAUCAAGGCCAAUGUCCUGGGACUUGUCAGUGUUAACGUCAAGGUCGACCUCACGCUGCUGCUUAACCAGUGUGGCAAGAUCUGCCCCGCCGACUUCACAUGCUCCCUCUGAGAUCUCAAUAUAUCUCAGCCGUCCAUCGUCGAUGCAUGCAUCGUUGUUAUCUUGUGAUUUGCAUGCCGCCUACGUACGUUCCCCGGUUCAUAUAUGUGUCAGUCGCAUGCGUGCAUGCUUAAGUUUACUGUCAUGGUCGACUAUACGUAAAAAGUGUAAGCAGUGUAAUGGUGUGUGUGUGUGUGGUGUUGUAUCUUUGGUCUGGGUUGAAUACUGUGUUUGUGUACGUACGACUGUACAUGCAUAUACAUUGGGUAUACGUGGAAUAAAAGUGUUUGUUAUACAAA
This is a messenger RNA of Brachypodium distachyon (stiff brome), 857 nucleotides long. RefSeq names its product cortical cell-delineating protein. The record is from RefSeq and is a predicted model, not a curated record. The transcript has a single exon. Bases 112 to 570 code for a protein of 152 amino acids. NCBI's taxonomy places the organism in Eukaryota, Viridiplantae, Streptophyta, Magnoliopsida, Poales, Poaceae.